AUGAAACAAUUUUCUAUUAUCUUGUUAUUAUUAGCAAUUAUUUUUGCUGUAUCAAAUGCUCAAUGGGGAUACGGAUUUUAUGGUGGUUAUCGUCCUUGGGGUAUGUACCGUCCUUGGGGUAUGUAUCGUCCUUGGGGUAUGUAUCGUCCUUGGGGAUAUGGAAUACCAUUUGGUGGUUUUGGAAUGGGUCCAUAUGGUGGUUAUCCAAUGGGAGGUUAUGGUGGCUAUGGAUUUAAUAGUUACAAUCCAUUUACAAUUAAUGGUAAAGAAGAAUUUUACUAUUUAAAAAGUUCUACUAAAGAUGUCAUUGAUAAUGAAAAUAUUUUGAAAUGUAAUAAUGGAAACAUUUGUUAUUAUAAUAAAUCAAAAGAUAACUUUUUUAUUAAUAAUAUUUUUGAAAAAAAAAUUAUAAAACGUAAUUCAAAUUCAAAAGAAAAAAGAAAUAAAUUAAAAAUUGUUCCAAGUACUUUAAAAUUUACCCCUGAAAAGUGUAAUAAUCUUGAACUUCAAUCUAUAAUGAUAGAUAAUAUUGUUUCAGAUGAACCAAAUGAAUCAAAAAAACGUAUUCAUAAAGUAACUAAUGAAAUUUUGUCAACAAAAGAUAAUUUAGAUUCACAUUAUGAUGUUAUUUGUAGUUCAACACCUUUUAGUUUUCGAAUUGCAACUCAAGUUUUUUGUGAAAUUACUAUUAAAAAGGUUACAUGUUUUGUCUAUCAACAACUUAGUUCUCGAAAAGCAAGAAUAUAA
Molecule: messenger RNA, 747 nt
Organism: Strongyloides ratti
Lineage: Eukaryota; Metazoa; Nematoda; Chromadorea; Rhabditida; Strongyloididae
Product: Ground-like domain-containing protein
Exons: 4
Coding region: 1-747 (248 amino acids)
Source: RefSeq, a predicted model, not a curated record